Messenger RNA from Spathaspora passalidarum NRRL Y-27907, 2325 nucleotides. Its product is annotated as putative polyadenylation protein. Bases 15 to 1061 code for a protein of 348 amino acids. The record is from RefSeq and is a predicted model, not a curated record. The transcript has a single exon. Gene Ontology annotation, biological process: proteasome-mediated ubiquitin-dependent protein catabolic process; protein polyubiquitination; protein monoubiquitination. Gene Ontology annotation, cellular component: ubiquitin ligase complex; nucleus; cytosol. NCBI's taxonomy places the organism in Eukaryota, Fungi, Ascomycota, Pichiomycetes, Serinales, Debaryomycetaceae. Gene Ontology annotation, molecular function: cyclin binding; ubiquitin conjugating enzyme binding; ubiquitin protein ligase activity.
AUACCUGAAGUGAUAUGUACUACACUGAAUAUCUUCCCCGACUAAAUUCCAUCUCAGUGGUAUUGGAUGUUCCUAAAGGCUUCUUCAUUGAUGUUUCAACCAAAAUAAUAUUAAAAGACCCACACCAAUUAUCCAUCCAAUCCAGUCAAACAAUACUCGAUUUUAAACUACCAUUACCCAUCACCAAAUUCUCAAUCACGAACCUAGCCCUACAAAAUCAAGUCCUUUCCUUCAAAUUAGUCCUUCCAUCCAUCAAACCUGAUGAUUCCUCUGUGCUGACAUUUAUGAAUCAACUCGAUCAAAAGUGGUCAUGCAAUGAUCUCAAAAAGACACCAAAAUCAAACAACAACCACACAUUCCAAUUCGUCUGUGCAAAUUGUGAAACUCCCCUUAUACGUUCAGAAAUGUAUACUUUCAAGGAUAUGCCUAGUGAGUACUGGUAUGAAAUGAUGGAUUUCUGGCAUUGUCACAAACCAGAAAGUGACCAUGAUCAUUCGCAUGACAAGGACUACAAGGGUGUGCUUGUUCCUCAUGAUGAUCACACUGUUAUCAUUGGCACUUAUUAUUUGCUCCAAAAGUCGAAUUCUAAUAUAACUGAUAAUGUCACUUGUGCAAAAUGUGGUUGUAUCCUUGGCGAAAUGAUCCAAGACAAUGUUUUGAAGAUAUUAAAGUGGAAGAUUAGCUUAGUAUAUGCAGAUCAACAAGAACGAUUCGAUUCGAAAUUAUUCAUGUACAAUUCAAUCAUAGACAAGAUUAACUCGUCAGCUACAAGAAGAUUCAAAUUUAAACUAGAUAAUGCAUGGAAGUACCUAUGGGUCAUGAAUUUAGGCGUAAAAGCGACCCUAAACGGAGAUACCCUCGUUAAUGCAUUAAAAGUAGCAUUCACAGAUAAGAUACAAGAGAAAGAUGAAGAUAGCUAUGAACUAGUAGACAUACCGUAUUCUGAAAUUGUGGGUUCCUUUAUUAAUGAUCUAAGUUCUAUGCAUUCUAAAUUACCACAGUCUAUAAAUUGUCUUACAAUGGGUCCUACAAACUUUCAAAUAAGUCUCAUAUCACCUUAAUGUUCGAGGAUUUCUUUGAUUAUAGGAACAAUUUGCUUUCUGGAAGCUUUGAUAUUACCUUGAUUGUAAAUCUGGAAGGUUGAACUGGAUGAAGAUUGUAAAGAUUUAACUGUAUCUUUCAUCUUCUUCCAUCCGUAAAUGUCAUCAUUGAGUUCAAGUUGAUCCUUGGCUAAUUCUCCUAAAUGGUUGAAACGGUCAUCAUUUCUUUCUUCAAAAUAGUACGAAAACUCCCUCGUGUAUAUGUCAGUGUCUUUUUGAGUAUAGGAUGAAGUCAUAAUAAACAAAUCGAUACCUAAUUCUUUUAAAGAGUUAGACAUGGUAGAUUGAAGUUCUUCCUCUGUGUAAUUCUUCAUAACCCAUUUGAAAGAUUUACCCAUUGAACUGAACCCAACAGUUGCACUGACUCCACUAGAACUACUCUUGAACGUGAAUUGUUUAUAAUCCUUAAGUAAGAUAUCAAAAAAUGAAAAUCCACUAACGUCUUUCUUGGCUUUCUUCAAUAUGGAAUAAAAUUGGUCGAGCUCAGUCUCUCCCUUGUGUCUGCCGUCUGAGAAACUAUCAAUGAAUGUUUGCAUGUUUCCCUUGUUGACUACUUGUUGAUACACUGAAAACGCAUCAACAUCUGGUUGUUCUACUUUCUGAGUCAUAUUCGAGGUAUCAAUCAAUAAUGGGCCAAGCAAAAGUUCAAUGACAUCACUAUGACUACUCAAAUCAUCCAAUUUCGACAAGUAAUUCUCGUAAAAGUAGUUGAAAAUUAAACAGGAUCCCGAGCCACAACUACGGAUAAUCCUAGGAGAUGCAUCCAAAAAUGCUUCUUCAUCAGCAUGGUGAUCAAUAAUACUUACAACUUCAACCAACUUAUCAGCAUAUGCCUUCUGGAUCUCCUCCCCUUGGAUGUUAUUAUGGUCCACCAAAGUCAAAUGGACUUUACUCUCGGAAACCAAUUGAUGGAAAUCUUCUACAAAGUACAACACAUCCUCGGUGAUUGAAUGAGACUUUAAUAACAACUCAAUGUCUCUUCUUAAUCGGAAAUCCUUUCUGGGGAUGUUAAUCAAGGGGAUCACAUCUUGCUCUGUUUGUAGUUUCGUGAAGUAGGCAAAGGAAAGGGCACUCACUACAGAAUCCAUGUCCGCGGAUUGAUUCCCCGUAACCAAACGGUAGGGUGCACUCAAUGAUUUAGAGUCUACUUUUUGCUUUAAUCCUGUCAAGUACUUCUUGAUGUUGGACAUUGUGGGGAGGAUCUGUUUCAAUGAGGGUCGUGUUU